This is a messenger RNA of Closterium sp. Yama58-4, 330 nucleotides long. The record is from the annotation of a GenBank genome assembly. Lineage: Eukaryota; Viridiplantae; Streptophyta; Zygnematophyceae; Desmidiales; Closteriaceae.
AUGGCGGAUCUCUCCGCAGAGCUUCGACCAUACGAGGAGCGCGCGGCGAAAGCAGAGGAGCGGUUGGCGAAGCUGGAGGCAAUGGUGGGAUCACUAGGGUCGUCGGCGCUGGUGGCGGAUGAGAAAGCUGCGCUGGCAGCGUCGUUGGAGGCAGUAAAGGCAGCACUGGUGGGGGCUAGGACGCACGUGCAGCAGGCCGUGCAGGACAGCGCACAGGCACAAGCGCAGGUGGCUCAGCUGAGUGAGGAGAAUGCAAAGCUCAAGUACCGAGUGCUGCACCUCUCACGCGCCCUUAGAGACGCCGACGCCAAGCUCGCUGCCCCUGCUUGA